This is a messenger RNA of Eutrema salsugineum, 1239 nucleotides long. RefSeq names its product non-structural maintenance of chromosomes element 4 homolog B. Gene Ontology annotation, cellular component: nucleus; Smc5-Smc6 complex. Bases 1 to 1239 code for a protein of 412 amino acids. Gene Ontology annotation, biological process: DNA repair. The transcript is spliced from 7 exons. The record is from RefSeq and is a predicted model, not a curated record. NCBI's taxonomy places the organism in Eukaryota, Viridiplantae, Streptophyta, Magnoliopsida, Brassicales, Brassicaceae.
AUGAGGAGCUCGGUAAAGCGAGAGGCUGAAGCCACCGGAGCUCGCGGCGGGAGAAGAGAAUCCGAUGAGUCGGAGAGUCGUAAGACUGUGAAGAAGGAGAGGCAGAGUAAGAGCGGAGCUGGCUUUGUACGGCCUCAUGAGCCGCCUACUCAGGAAGACGAACAUGGAGCUUCUGAUCGGAGGGCUUUAAGAUCUCAGUACCUCGCUCUCAGUCGCAAGAUUAAUGAUUCUAGAGAUGAUUUGAUGACGGUUGAUUCUGAUAAAUUUAAUCGUAUCUUUAACGAGGUUGAGAAUCUGCAUCAGAAAGUUCAUAAGCCUAGAGAGCAAAUCGCAGAUGCUGAGGCGCUUCGGGACUUAGCGAAUACAGUGGUUUCAUCUGUGAAAUCCCAUUCUGCUAGUGGCGUUUCUCCAGCUGAGUUUGUUAACGCCUUGAUCCGUGGGUUUGGGGAGGCUUCUUUAGGGAUCGAUGCUGAUGAAAAUACGCAAGUGUCCAUGAAGUGGAAGGACAUUGGUUUUGCUGUCUGCUCUGCUGUCAUGGUUUCAUGUGGUUUUCCAACAAUGAUGGGUCCUAUGGAUACUGAAUUGAAACAAAGGAAAAGAUCAUCGGGAUACAGAAAACGCUCAAAGCCUGGUGCAGGUGUUAAGCCAGAGGAGGUUGAUGAUACAGAAGCUGAAAAGAAAACUGAUACGGACAAUAACAUGGCAAUAAUGUUUAACAUCUUGCGGAAAAACAAACGUGUCAAGAUUGAAAAUUUAGUGCUCAACAGGAGAUCAUUUGCACAAACAGUAGAGAAUCUGUUUGCACUAUCAUUCUUGGUGAAAGAUGGACGAGUUGAGAUGAUUGUCGAUGAAAAUGGUUCUCAUUUUGCCAUGCCAAGGAAUGCACCUGGAGCAAACCUGGUGAUGUCAGGGGAGGUCGUUUACAACCAUUUCGUAUUUAGAUAUGAUUACAAAGAUUGGGAGCUUAUGAGAGAAAUGGUGGUAGUGGGAGAAGAGCUGAUGCCACAUAGGGAAACUCAAGUUCCUCCAUCUGCGUGUGACUUGGCAUCAAAACAAGUCUCACAAGAUUCUCAGACAACACCAAUAAGAACGCUGUUGAGGAACAAAGGUUCUGUGAUUCAAGAAGAAAACGUUGUAGAAGAUUCUCCUGAUAUCGAAGGCAACAAUGAAGACAGCAGAGAUGAUGGAAUACGCCAGAAAAGCAAGCUCAGGCGACUCAGUGUUGAAGAUGGUUUGUGA